AUCCACGCGCCCAUUUGCCAGCCCACCCUGGCACAGCACCCAGUCCACGCCACUCAGGACCGACUGAGGAGGAGGACACACCCUUGCCUCCCGCCUGGGCUCUCACUGGCCGGGUCCUGAUGGACAGGUCGGCCCGCCCCUGCGGGUGCCCUGCCGGGAGACAUAAAGCCUGCCAGGCCGCUCCUGGGGCACCUCUGCCAUCGCCAUGAAGGGAAGCAGCACCCUCCUGCUGGUGGCCGCCGCCCUGCUCUGCACCUGCGGGCUGGCCGCGGACGAGGACAACAACGAGUUCUUCAUGGACUUCCUGCAAACGCUGCUGGUGGGGGACCCGGAGGAGCUCUACACCGGGCCCCUGGGCAAGUACGAGGUCAACGCGGCGUGCAGGGAGGCGCUGACCACGCUCAAGUCCUGCAUAGACGGCCUGCAGCCCACGUACAAGGCAGAGCUGAUCAAGCUGCUGGUGCUUGUGCUGGGCUGAGCACGGCGCCGAGGGACCCGGACGUGGCCACGAGCAGCCACAGGACCAGCUACACGAGCCGCCGUGGCCACGCCACCCACUGCCACUUCCCCAGCGUGAUUUUAUCCACAACCGUUCAAUCAAUAAAGCCUCCUGC
Messenger RNA from Myotis brandtii (Brandt's bat), 614 nucleotides. It is a transcript of the gene SCGB1C1, whose product is annotated as secretoglobin, family 1C, member 1. The record is from RefSeq and is a predicted model, not a curated record. NCBI's taxonomy places the organism in Eukaryota, Metazoa, Chordata, Mammalia, Chiroptera, Vespertilionidae. The transcript is spliced from 3 exons. Bases 206 to 478 code for a protein of 90 amino acids.